This is a messenger RNA of Pseudopipra pipra, 822 nucleotides long. RefSeq names its product heat shock protein 30C-like. Lineage: Eukaryota; Metazoa; Chordata; Aves; Passeriformes; Pipridae. The transcript has a single exon. Gene Ontology annotation, cellular component: cytoplasm; nucleus. Gene Ontology annotation, biological process: response to heat; protein refolding. The coding region runs from base 90 to 674 and encodes 194 amino acids. The record is from RefSeq and is a predicted model, not a curated record.
CAGCGGGGCAGAACGCUUCCAGCCCACUGGAGAGGGGAAAAGAAGCAGCAGCAACAGCAACAACAGCAGCAACAACAGCAGCAGCAGAGAUGCUUUGCCGGAUGCACCUCGCACCAUUCGCCUCCAGCUCCCUGGCCAGCCGUCUGGGCACGGUGAGGACCCUCUGGCCACACGCAGAGACCAUCUUCACUGAGCUGCAGCAGGAGAUGGAGAAAGCUCGGGAGUUCAUGAGCAGCUUCGAGCAGCUUCUGAGCAACCACGGAGCCAUCGCAGCGGAGCGUGCCCCGAGCACCAGCACGACCCUGGCCCAGGGCUCCGGGGACGGCUUCUCCGUCUGCCAGGACGUGAAGAACUUCGCUCCCGAGCAGCUGUCGGUGAAGGUGGUGGGCAGGAAGGUGGUGCUGGUGGGGCAGAAGGAGACACAGAACGUCGACGAGAAGGGCUCCUUCUCCUACAAGUACGAGGUGCUGAAGCGGGAGUGGGACGUGCCCGAGGAGGUGGACGCCGAGGCGCUGACCUGCUCCCUGUCGAAGGACGGGCAGCUCCGCAUCGAGGCCCCCAAGCUGGCCCUGCCGGCUGCUCCGGAGAGGAAUGUGCCCAUCCAGGUCAGCCCUGCAGCCCCACAGCCUGGACCAGCCUCUGAGGACGAAGCUGCCAACAAAGCCCAGGUGUAACUGGAUGGGACCCCAUGGCCACGGCAGGACCGGAGCAGACAGGAGCAAGUCUUGGGUUUAAGCCCAGACAAGCUCCAUCAGCAAUGAUGUCAUUUUUUUCACUAUACUGGAAUGUUUUUGUAUCCAAUAAAAAUACUUUUGCAUAGAA